UUCUUUUAUUAUAUGCUAAGAAGCAAUCCUCCGGUGAAAAUACCAGCAAGGGUUGAGAAGACAAAGAAAACAAGGUGAGGAAGCUGAGGCACUAGGAGAGUGUGUGACUUGACCAUGGUCCCGCAGUUUGUGGACAGCAGCCAGACCAAAAUCGAAUUACACCGACACUGUUCUCAUGCUGCCUGUCCAGAUGAGAAAUUUAUAUUGUCAGCGUAUUAUCUGUGAGUCUGAACAACGCUAAGAGUAUAUAAACCCAGUGGGCUCGGCUGCACAAGUACAGGGCUCAGGACAAAGCACAUCCAGAGGUCCGAAAAAGGGGCUUGGUCUCUCUCCACCUGCUCUGUUCCAGUCAGAAGGCAGCAAAAAUGAAAAGCAUUUACUUUGUGGCUGGAUUGUUUGUAAUGCUGGUACAAGGCAGCUGGCAACGUUCCCUUCAAGAGACAGAGGAGAAAUCCAGAUCAUUCCCAGCUCCUCAGACAGACCCGCUUAGUGAUCCAGAUCAGAUGAGUGAAGACAAGCGCCAUUCCCAGGGCACAUUCACCAGUGACUACAGCAAGUAUCUGGACUCCAGGCGUGCCCAGGAUUUUGUGCAGUGGUUGAUGAGCACCAAGAGAAACAAGAAUAACAUUGCCAAACGUCAUGAUGAAUUUGAGAGACAUGCUGAAGGGACCUUUACCAGUGAUGUAAGUUCUUAUUUGGAAGGCCAAGCUGCCAAGGAAUUCAUUGCUUGGCUGGUGAAAGGCCGGGGAAGGCGAGAUUUCCCAGAAGAAGUCGCCAUUGUUGAAGAAUUACGCCGCAGACACGCCGACGGCUCGUUCUCCGAUGAGAUGAACACGAUUCUUGAUGAUCUUGCCACCCGGGACUUUAUAAACUGGCUGCUUCAGACCAAAAUCACUGAGAGGAAGUAAGUACAAUACUCUUCAAGAUCAUCUUCA
Neogale vison (American mink) is the source of this 935-nucleotide messenger RNA. It is a transcript of the gene GCG, whose product is annotated as glucagon. The coding region runs from base 366 to 908 and encodes 180 amino acids. Gene Ontology annotation, cellular component: extracellular region. Lineage: Eukaryota; Metazoa; Chordata; Mammalia; Carnivora; Mustelidae. The record is from RefSeq and is a predicted model, not a curated record. The transcript has 9 exons. Gene Ontology annotation, molecular function: hormone activity; glucagon receptor binding. Gene Ontology annotation, biological process: negative regulation of apoptotic process; adenylate cyclase-modulating G protein-coupled receptor signaling pathway; positive regulation of insulin secretion involved in cellular response to glucose stimulus.